Molecule: messenger RNA, 1176 nt
Organism: Ostreococcus tauri
Lineage: Eukaryota; Viridiplantae; Chlorophyta; Mamiellophyceae; Mamiellales; Bathycoccaceae
Product: Lipopolysaccharide-modifying protein
Exons: 1
Coding region: 1-1176 (391 amino acids)
Source: RefSeq, a predicted model, not a curated record
AUGCGUCGUCGCGCCCUCGCGCGCGCGCUCGCGGUCGUCGCAUUCGUCGUGACGCUCGCAUCGCGGCGACGCGCGCUCGUGGACGUCCUCGCGCGCGGUGCGCUCGGGCAUCGGCACCGGGCGCGGUGGACGCGCGACGCGCGCGCGUGCGAGGACGUGAAGCGAGCGGUCGAGGGGUGGGAUGGGAUUGGAGACGCGAACGCGGCGUGCUUCGCGCUCAAAGGCGGCGGACGACGGUCGAGGUACGGCAUCGCGCGCGCGGGACGACGCGGGAUGAAUCACGGGUACUUGGACGGGGCGUUGAAAUUUUUGGGCGACGUCGUCGACGCGUCGGAUGGGUGGAUGGACGAGGGUGGGGGGGUGAUGGUGUUUUGGGUCAUGGAGGACGACGCGACGACGCCGGGGCGUGUCGUGGAUGCGUUGCGCGCGACGGGGGUGAUCGUCUUGGCGCACUCGGUGAAGACGACGUCGAUGCGUGAGAACGUCAUUCUCGUGCCGAACUUUCACUUCAUCAAGACGGAGGGGUUUCGGGGGAAACUCGACGCGUUGGACGCGAAGACGCGCGCGCCGCUCGCGCGACGGAAACCGGCGGUGUUUUGGAGAGGAUCGACCACGGGAACGAUCGAGUGCGGGGCGUCGUCUGAGGCGAGUUGUCAAAGCGUCGGUUCGGAUGAUCCGCCCGGGAGCGACGCGUGCGCGCGUCUUCCCAGAGUGAAGGCGGCGGUGGCGGCGGAAUCCGUCCCGUGGUUGGACGUCAAGGUGAGUCGCAGAGUGCAGGCGUGCGCGCGUCAAUCCGUUCCGAACGCGCGGGCGAUGGGCGAGCACGCGCCCGAAGCCACAUGGGUGGAGCACAAGGGCAUACUAGAGAUCGACGGAAACGUCGACGCGUGGGGAAACAGAUGGCGCAUGGAGAGCGGAAGCGUCGUGUUCAUCGUGAAAUCAAAUUUCGAGCACUACUACACGAAGAGACUCGUCGACGGCACGCAUUACGUCGGCGUCGCCGCGGAUUUGAGCGAUUUGGCUGAAAAGACAGAGCUCGUGUCGAGGACGGAUGCGGCAUCUAUACGCAAGAUGGAGCGCAUCGCCGAGAACGCGCGCGCGCUGAUGCGAGAACUCACGUACGAGCGCGUCGUGGCGGACGUCGCGGAUCGACUACGCGCCGCCGCCUCGGCGUAG